This is a messenger RNA of Hordeum vulgare subsp. vulgare (domesticated barley), 783 nucleotides long. RefSeq lists its product as uncharacterized. The coding region runs from base 1 to 582 and encodes 193 amino acids. The record is from RefSeq and is a predicted model, not a curated record. The transcript is spliced from 2 exons. Lineage: Eukaryota; Viridiplantae; Streptophyta; Magnoliopsida; Poales; Poaceae.
AUGGUCUACACCUACAAGCUCAGAACACCCACCGGCCACCUCUCCCCCCAUCUACAUAUACACGACCCACGACGGCGUCUCCCACCUCCCACAACCUCUCUGCUCCCUCCUCUUCUUGAUUCUCGCCAUUGCCGCCGUGCUCUCGCCAUGGACGGCGCCGACAGCCUGCGGUUCCAGCGGCAGGCCUCCUGCUCCUGCGCGCCCUCCAUGUCGCGCGGCUACGUCCGCGGCGGCUUCGACCUCGACGACGAAGACGACUUCGACACCUUCGACGACAAGGUCGGCGCCGUCCGCGGCGGGAGGGCGCCGCCCGCCGCCGCGUCGUCGCGCGGGUGCGGCACGAAGCUGAGGGGCCUGUGGCGGAAGAUCGUCCGGGAGAAGAAGAGGAUACUGCUCUGCUCCACCGGCUGCGUGCCCGUCGGGGGCUCUUCGGCGGCGGCGGCGCGGGAGCCAUACGACGCGUACAGCUACGCGCAGAACUUCGACGACGGCGCCGCGUGGGUAGAGCCGGACAACCUCUCGCGCUCCUUCUCCGCGCGCUUCGCCGUCCCCUCCAGGGUCCUGCAGCGGGUCGCCGUGUAGACACACACGACCCGACGACGGCGCCGGCCGCCGCGGCCGCGGCUGACCGUCGUUUCCUUUGUUUUCUUUCUCUGUUUCCCUGUUUUCUCGUCCCAGUUUCAGUUUUGGAGUCGUCAACAACUGUGAAAAGGAAUGUUCUUUGCCCAUCUGUAAAUGGUAGCAGCCCCUCAACCUCAAUAUCAUGAUCAGUAAUUCGGUGUC